Molecule: messenger RNA, 5375 nt
Organism: Pelobates fuscus (common spadefoot toad)
Lineage: Eukaryota; Metazoa; Chordata; Amphibia; Anura; Pelobatidae
Exons: 8
Coding region: 163-4905 (1580 amino acids)
Source: RefSeq, a predicted model, not a curated record
AAAAGCCAAUUUUGGAAUAUAUUAACAAAAACUUGUAAGAUCAACUGCUCAUUGCACUGCAAAAAAUACAGUUGAAGAACCAAAGGGAAAUUAAACCUGGAGAAACUUACUCGGAUAAAACACAAGGUCCCAGUUGGCAAAGACCAUUUUCAUUUGGAUCAGAUGCAUGAUGUAGUGUUAAAAGACACCAGCAAUCUACCAAAGCUGCAUGCUGAGCAGCCUCUUUCCACAGGAAAGAAAGCAUGUAAAAAGAGGAUAAGUGACCCAACCUGCUCCGCCUCAUCUGUAGCCAGGAAAUCCAGUGGACUAAAAGAGAAACUAGGAAAACAGACUAAUAGUUAUUUUUCAGAUUUUGGUGGGAAAUUAAUGAUGGAUCUCAGCUCAAAAGAGGAUGGCUUUAAAGAAAAUGAGAACUAUCCGCAUAUCAUAAAAAAGGAAAUGGAGUCCAAAACUAGACUUUCAUCCUCUGUAGAGGUGGGCACUUUUUCUGUGCCUUUCGUAACUGAAGAAGGCAAUACCCUUUCUAAACUGAGAGAAAUCUCUAAAUCAGCACAAGCUUACUUCACAGACAAUGCUACAUCAAGUUCAGUACUUGAGUCUUCUGAAGGUAUGUCGAGCAACAAUCUGAAAUAUUUUAGUACUCCAAUGGCAUCAAGAGGUCAGCGAAAGAAAAAGCUAACACCAGUCAUGGAAGUAGAGUUAGAGUCCAGUGAGCAUUUGAGUCCAGAAAGGACAUAUAGGAUGGAUAAGCUACAUAACAAUAUCAAGUUUGACACUGUGAUAAGUGACAGCCCAGUACAGCCGCCAUUGUACAGAAGUUUCUUUGCAACAGAGUGCCAGGAAAUUGUCAAUCAGCUAGAAGGUACAGAAACUGAUCGAAAAAGUCCAGGUAAAAGAAAGCUAGAUGAACUUGAUGUUUCCACAAUUGAUGCAGAGCCUCCACCUUAUGAUUCUACACCAAUGAAAUCUAUGUUGGCUUGUGAAGUAGCUAAUAUGAUCUCUUCCCUAGAAAGCAGCCCAAACAGGUGUGGAGAGUCUAUGUUUGGUGAAAGCCUUUUGGAUCUGGAAAAAGUAGACAUGCAGCUCCAUCAUUUUACUUUGAAGGAGGACUUAAAGUAUGGCCACAGUGGUAAUAUUUGGGAAGACUGUACUGCUGAUGGAAUGUUUGAUCUUGAUGAUGAAGAUGUUAAGGUUUGUAAUAAGAAGAGACAGAAACUGGAGCAUGUAGGUGAGGAUAACUAUCAAACUUUGCACUUCCCCAGUCCUAAAAUAAACCCUGUUGAAUUUAACCAGAUAUGUGAAGCACCAGUGUAUAAAAAAGGCAAAGAGUCUGAGGAAAAUAUAAAGAUGGUCACGUUUCCAAGCAAUUUCUUAGCAGACAAAGUACAUUCUGAGACCAGGAGUAUGACGUUGAAAUUGGAAAGUCCACAAAAAAUAUUUCCUGAGAAGAAUACUUGCACCUCAUCCAAAGCAGUGAUGCUUCUUCAGACAUCUUGUGAGACCAAACUAAUGUGUGUUGGUCCUGCUGCAGCUAAUACAACUAAAGUGAUGGAAUCUCCUAAAUCCACUAUAGAUACCACCAAAGACCUAUCAUCAAUGCAAGAAGAGGUGACUGCAGCUUUUUCAACAACUGAUGCUGAUCCUAAACCAUCUGAUAUCUUCCACAACACUACAGACAUAACUGAACUAACUGGUGCUGCCAACCUCACCCACAUUAUUGAAUGUGUGCCCAGUCCAUCUGCUGGUCUGAUGAAGGACAAUGUAUUACAGCAUGUGGACAGUGCCAUUUACACUCAACUUAAGUCUGCCAACUUAACGCACGACAUGGCAGAAAUGCACUGUGCAAUCACUACAGCCAACACCACUUUGAUGGUUGACUGUGUGACAAACACAUCUGCCAUUGUGACACAAGAUAUUGCAUCUGUCGACAAUGAAGUCACUGCAGAAGACAGAUGUCAGACAGUUAAAGCUGCACUCAGGGUUUCUCCUAACGUUACUCAGGAGAUUGAAACACUGAGCUGUGAGAUUGCAGCAGCCACCAGCACACAUGUGAUUGAGUCUAUGCUUGGAGAUUCUAUAAAUACUACACAUGAGAUUAUUCCAGUGCAUUCUGCGUUUGCAGCCAACACCACACAGUUAAAUGAAGAAGUGCCUAAAUCCUACUGCAAUAGCACACAGGACAUUAUACGAUCACCUGCUGAACAAUCAAUUGCCAAUGCCACGCUAGACAUUCUGUUGAUGCAAAAUGAGGUCACGACAGCAAGCCCCUAUCUAGUGAAUGCUGCAAUUCAAAUAAUGCCGGUGCUUUCUGAGCAUUCUUUAGCCAAUACCACUCAGGUUAUUGAAGAUGCAGCAAAAUUGUCUGCCAGUAGUAUGCAGAAUGUUGUGUGUGGCCAUGAGGCAAAUUCUGCUGCUAGUACCACUCAGGACAUUGCAUUAGUGCAUGAGGAAAUGUCUGCUGCUAGUACCACUCAGGUCAUUGCAUUAGUGCAUGAAGAAAUGUCUGCUGCUAGUACCACUCAGGACAUUGCAUUAGUGCAUGAGGAAAUGUCUGUUGCUAGUACCACUCAGGACAUUGCAUUAGUGCAUGAGGAAAUGUCUGUUGCUAGUACCACUCAGGACAUUGCAUUAGUGCAUGAGGAAAUGUCUGUUGCUAGUACCACUCAGGACAUUGCAUUAGUGCAUGAGGAAAUGUCUGUUGCUAGUACCACUCAGGACAUUGCAUUAGUACAUGAGGAAAUGUCUGUUGCUAGUACCACCCAAGAUAUUGUGUUGGAGCAUGAGGGAAAUUCUGCUGCCGUUACCACUCCUGGUAUUGCACUAGUGCAAAAGAGCAAUGCAGCUGCCUCUACAACCAGGGGUAACGCAUUAGUACACAGUGAAAAUUCUACUCCCUCAACCACACAGAAUACUGCAUUACUGGUUAAUAAAGACUCUACUGCCCAAAAUACUGAAUUAGUGUGUGAGGGAAAAGCUGCUGCAAUUACCACCCAUGGCGUUGCAUUACUGGAUGAAAAAAACUCUGCCUGUACUGCACUGGAUGUUCUAGCAGCACCUGAGAGAAACUAUUCUUCCGAAGCCACCAAGGACAUUGUAGCUGAAGGGGUUCAGUCUCUUUUACCUUUAAAGGAAGUGAGUCCAAUUGCCCAAGAAAUUACUUCAAUCACAGAAAAUGCUAUUGUCUAUCCAGUGCAAACCACAGAAUUCAUUGUUGACUCUACAGUCCCCACAAAUGAUGGUUAUUUAACUGGUACAACGGACCACACGCUAAAGGUGCCACCAGACCAGUCACUUGGGAUUUGUAACGCGCAGAUGCCUGUGGAAAACCAGUUGCAGACAAACACUUUAACAGAGUGUAUGGGAGAAAUCUGUACAGGUCAGGCUGCAGUUGCAGAUGAAAAACUUAUAGAAGCAGAUGAAACAUGCAGUAAGACGCGUGCUGUGUCUUGUUCUGCUAAUAUCAUAAGCAUUGCUAGUGAGAAAGAACUCAUGAGUGAACCUAUAACAUGUGAUAUCCAGGAGGCAGAAAAUGCCCAUGACGAAAGUGUUUUUUCUGUUGGUUCACUCUCUUUUGUGACGUCUACACCUGUUCCAGGGUUAACCAAUUUUCAUUUCAAGAAUCCAUGCAAAGACUCUGUACCGCAUGAACCCAACCUAUCCUUCUGCUCAGUUGCAGAUGAGCCAACAGAUAAGGCCCAUGUGCCACAAAAGAUACCAACACAGCAAGAUUCACUUGGAAUACAGUCCACAGCUGAGAAUACCCACGUAAAAAAAGAUGUUCCCAGAGGUACUCUGCUUUUCCGUGGAACCCAAAGAAAUCUCUCUCAAAAGGAAGAAUCAUCUAAGCUACAGCAACCAAUGUCUGGUAUCCCUUCUGCACGGCGCUCUCUAGCACUGAACACUGGUCCUUUAACCCAGAAAUUAACAAAAGAGACAGUUGUCCUUCAGAAUCUCCCAAAAGCUCAAGCAAUCCAUGCAAGAGGGGGUUUGAGACCACCACUAAACCGAAAUAGUUUACUUCGUCCCAGCAUUGGAAACCAUAAGCAAGACAUAGGUCUAAGCACUUCCAAUAUCCUACAGAACAAGGCUUCAGGAAGUCGUCUAAAGACUACGACAGCUACCCCAAAGAUGAAAUAUAAUACAACAAAUUCCUUGCUUAAUGUUCCCUCGUCGGCCAGACCUCCUUCUCGAAUUGGCAGUGGUCAGCUUCCUGUGGGUGGGCAAAGCAACAGUACCAGUAUACCACAAUCUACAAGUGGCACUAUGAGUUCUACUGUACAGACACCUGCACCUACUGCACCACGAGCAUCUGGGAUUCUCAGGCCAGGACUUUCAUCUUUGCGUCCACCCAUCCCCUUACAAUCACUGAAAUCACCCUCUAAAAUGAAGUCUAACCUCCCAGGUUUACCAGUAAAGAAAUUUCAAAGGGAGCUGCCAAAAUUUGCAUCUGCUGGGGCUCGAAAUAAUUCUCUUACGUCAAAAGUUGAAAGCGGCUUGGCUCCAAGGACUGCUCCAAAAAAGAUGUUCGUGGCAUCCCUGAAACCAUGCAAUGAGCCAGUCAUCUCUGAAGUAACUGGAGCACAGUCCACAAAUAUCAAGCAGGCCGAGAAAUCUGUUACAGAGUCCAGUGACAAACUGCAUGCAUCUAAUGCCCUGCAAGAAAAAACAAACACAAUGUCCGCUGCCUGCUCUGUCAUGGCGUCCUCUGUGCCAGGAGAUGCAUCUCUGCCUAUAUCUGAAGAUUGUUCCCAUUUUCAGGCAUGCCCUUGCUGCAGCAUAAAAUACCAGCGCCUACUGCAGGAGUUGAAGGAGCUAAAAAGUUAUGUUGAAAAAGUACCACAUCCUGAAGCUGCACCUCUGCCUAAAUCUUAUACAGAGGGCUCUGAAGAGAACAGACCAUCAUAGUUUAGAGCUGGCAAUAAUAACUUGAAUACCUAUUGUAUGUUAUCGUUAUUAUUAUUAUUAUUAUUAUUAUUAUUUAACUGCCACUUUGCCUUAAUCUUGUAGAUCAUUAAUCUAUACGUGCCAUUCUUUCACACACUUCUCAGGUACUGUGACCCAAGAUUGGCAAAACUCAUCUUUCCUACACCAUAUAUACAAUGCAAAUCCCACGCAGUAUAGAGCAAUCUGCACAAACCUUGCUAUUUUUAUAACUGUUUGUGUGUGUGUAAUCUAAGGUGUAUCAAACUGUAGUCCUCAAGCUGUUCAACAACAGUCAUACGUUUUUCUGUUGGCCUACAGCUAUGGCAGAGAAUUAUGGGAGUUGUGGUUCACCAUCAACAGAAGGGGUCUGUGCAAUUCUGAUAUAUAUGCUAUUAUAUGUAUGUUAUCAUUGUAUUAUACGUGUGAAUAAUAAACACUUGCAUUUUUUUUCC